GAAGUGACGUGUAUUAAAAAUAGUGGCUCUUGGAUUUAAACCGAAAUAAUCACCGACGUGCUGAAAAGAGGCGUUUAGACAUGUAAUAUCACAUUAAUUAAAGAAUUUUAAUAGGAUAAGCGUUGGUGAAGAGAGUGAAAAGUAACCGCUCGAUUCGCUGGGUCGCGCGCGUUUUCAAGAGCCGUUACAGUUAUUUGUUUACUAAAGCUGAGAAACUGACGCGAUCCGUUUCACGUUAACGUUACCCGUUCUUGUAACAUCGCCUGUCUUUAUUUCUGCCAGCUUUAUCAUUUUCAGUCAAAACAUUGCAUACGUUAGUGUUAGUUAGAGGUAACGUUAAGUAUUUUUUAGGCUGAGCGCACAGUUACAGUUACAAACAUAACUACAUUGAGAAUACGCCAUGAUAAUUAACCCAUUAGCCUUUUUACAUUCAGCUUAACUAUAUUAUUUAGUGUGAAAGUCUGAAUUUGCGAAUUUAAAUCUACUUUUUACCUCACUUCUGUUUACAUGUCGUUUAGUUUGAGCGAUAAUAAUGAACUGGGACCAUCAGUUGAGCUCCAUUCUUUCCGAGGCUGAUGGAAGUGUCGCAAAAAUGAGGGAACGUCUGACUACACGUGGACGAUCUCCCAGAGGAACAGAAGAUGUAUUUCCAGUCAGAGACUUCACAGUUGGUGUUGAUUUGAAGCCCUCUUCCUCUCUCACUCCUGCUGUUCAGUGGACAGAUCUGACCGCCAUCCAGACACAGUUGCAGCAACAGAGUCAGGCUAUUGAAACUUUAACACAAAACCUGCGGUUUCUGGAAAGAGAGCGAAAUGCACAGCAAAGACAAAUAGAAACAUUACAAGAGGAGCAGAAGAGACUUCAGGAUAAGCUGGAACAGAAGGAGCGGGAUGCGGAUCGAACAUCAUUGAGUCCUGGAACGGACCGCCGGAUCGAGCACUGGAAGAGAGAAAUGGAUCGAGAGCUGAUCAGUCUAAGAGGACAGAUCAACAGAGCCACGACUCUAGGAAAUCAAGAAGAAAGUUUCAGCUCUAAACUGCGCAGAGAAGAGCUGGAGCAGCUCAGGAGAGAGGUGGACAUCAUCAAAAAUAAACUCUUGCGACAGGAGGAAGAUACGUUUCAGCUUCAGUCGGAGGCCAGAGAAACAAGGAGACAGUAUGAACGCAGCUCUAAGAUGUUAGAGAAUUUUACUGACUCGUACCGUACACACAGUUUUGAUCUCGCUCGGAUGGUGUCGCAAUACCAGCACACUCAACAGGAAGUGCGCGACGUCAGAGUCAGCGUCUCUGAGCUGAAGGAUGAGGUGCGAGGUCUCGUGCUGAGGGAUGCUCAUCCUUCACCUGCACACGUACAACACAAACCAGCUGUGUCAGCGGUGCAGACGAGGUCUGAGAGACACGUGUCUUCCGGCUCAGAGGAUGAUCUCAGUCCCACACCGAGUCUGGCGGAGAUCAGCUCUGAUGAACUCGAUCCGUCCUGGCUGGAGGAAACAGAGCCACAAACCAGGAGGAGGCGCCGCCGCCACGUUCAUCUAAACACAGAUCUGUCAGGAAGUGACCUCAGCGAUGCAGGAAAUGAGCUUGAUAGUGACCUGGAUAAUGAUGCCGAAGUGCUGGACAGAGUUUCAGACAGUGCUCCAGAUCUCAGUCUCAGUGACCUCUGACCCCAAAGAAUCACCAAUAAACCAACAGCUGCUA
Molecule: messenger RNA, 1697 nt
Organism: Danio rerio (zebrafish)
Lineage: Eukaryota; Metazoa; Chordata; Actinopteri; Cypriniformes; Danionidae
Source: RefSeq, a predicted model, not a curated record